This is a messenger RNA of Neurospora crassa OR74A, 1035 nucleotides long. RefSeq lists its product as hypothetical. Lineage: Eukaryota; Fungi; Ascomycota; Sordariomycetes; Sordariales; Sordariaceae. The record is from RefSeq and is a predicted model, not a curated record. Bases 56 to 475 code for a protein of 139 amino acids. The transcript has 3 exons. Gene Ontology annotation, biological process: pyruvate import into mitochondria. Gene Ontology annotation, cellular component: mitochondrial inner membrane.
CAAUCUCUCUAUCAGUGACGCAAAUCCGGUAUACAAUCCGUUCAAAACAGUCAAAAUGGCCGCCUUUGUGAAAGCGAUCAAUGCGAAGAUCAGGUCUCAUCCCGUUCUGAACUAUGUCUGCUCAACGCACUUCUGGGGCCCUGCCUCUAAUUUUGGUAUCCCCAUCGCGGCUGUGAUGGAUACACAGAAGAGUCCUGAACUGAUCUCCGGCAAAAUGACCUUUGCCCUCUGCAUCUACUCAGCCACCUUCAUGCGCUACUCGCUCGCCGUGCAACCCAAGAACUACCUCCUGUUCCUGUGCCACGCCGUCAACGAGACGGCCCAGUUGACGCAGGGUUAUCGCUACCUGAAAUACAACUAUUGGGGCGGCAAGGAGAAGGAGGGCCUCGUGAAGGCAGUGGAUGCGGGUAAGGACAAGGCGAAGGAGCUGGAGGCCAAGGCUGAGACUAAGGUUAAGGAGGUUGUUGGGAAGUAAGGAGAGAUAGAGAGCGUGAGUGGUAAGGAAGAAGCAUGGUGCCUGUCUAGUACUUGACCGAGAUGGAUGGACCGUGACCGACAGGUAGUCAGUCGAUAUUGGUAUGGACUGGGUGUGAUCCGACCAUGAAGAGUCAAAAGAGGGCUUCAAGAAAUGUUGUCACCGUCGAGGGUGUGUGAAGGCCACCAUGGAGAUAACCUGGAAGUUGUGCUGUACCUUGCAUUUGCAAAGAAGCACGGGGUCGAGUGUCAGAUCUAUCAUGAAAUCAGCAAGAUACUAUCAUGUGAGACGGCGAUCAAUGGGCUGAGGAGCAAUGGAUACAUACGGAAAUAGGUAACUUUAGGCACUUCUUUCUCCACGCGAUCAUCUAUCGACCAAUUACUUUCGGUCUCUUGUCGCUUCAAGGUGGAGAGCACUAGCGGAAAACAUGAGGGACAGCUUUGGACUCCACGAUGUAGUGCCGUUGGACUUUGGUGUUGUCUGUUGCGAUCUUGUCGACGACUGGAUCUGGCAGUCAUGAGACUUAUCUGAUAGUCAUGUUAAGGAGCGGUGUGAUGUGU